Messenger RNA from Corticium candelabrum, 3672 nucleotides. RefSeq names its product poly [ADP-ribose] polymerase tankyrase-2-like. Gene Ontology annotation, molecular function: NAD+ poly-ADP-ribosyltransferase activity; protein binding. Bases 14 to 3505 code for a protein of 1163 amino acids. Gene Ontology annotation, biological process: protein localization to ciliary inversin compartment. Gene Ontology annotation, cellular component: ciliary inversin compartment. Lineage: Eukaryota; Metazoa; Porifera; Homoscleromorpha; Homosclerophorida; Plakinidae. The record is from RefSeq and is a predicted model, not a curated record. The transcript has 29 exons.
UCGGUUUCGUGCGAUGUCCGCACGCAAACCGCCUCAGCGAGUAGGAUCACCAGUUUCUGCAUCAUCGCAACAGGACGAUCGUACAACGUCAUCUAGGCCGUCACCAAUUUCACUAGAUUCACAUACAGAUGAUGGGAGUGGCGGCCUCUUUGAAGCUUGUCGCAGUGGCGACCUGACGCGGGUGAGGCGUCUUGUCAACCCCCAGAACGUCAAUGCGCGCGAUACCGCUGGGCGAAAGUCAACGCCGUUGCAUUUUGCAGCCGGAUUUGGAAGGAAUGACGUCGUUGAAUUUCUACUUCAACAAGGAGCGAGUGUGCAAGCAAAAGAUGAUGGUGGUCUUAUUCCUCUUCAUAAUGCAUGUUCCUUUGGACAUGCUGAUGUUGUUCAACUGCUACUUAGUCAUGGAGCGGAUGCUAAUGUUCGUGACAAUUGGAACUUUACUCCAUUACAUGAGGCAGCAAUCAAAGGCAAAAUAGAUGUGUGCAUUGUUCUGCUUCAACAUGGAGCUGAUGCCAAUGUCAAGAACACAGAUGGGAAGACACCUCUUGACCUUGCUGAUAUUUCUUGCAGAAGUGUACUGACAGGUGAGUACAAGAAGGAUGAGUUGCUUGAAGCAUCCAGGAGUGGUGAUGAAGAAAAGCUGACUUCUCUGUUGACUCCUCUAAAUGUGAAUAGCCAUGCUGGAGAUGGAAGAAAAAGCACUCCUCUUCACCUUGCCGCAGGAUAUAAUCGUGUUAGAGUUGUUCAACUGUUAUUGCAGCAGGGAGCUGAUGUUCAUGCCAAAGACAAAGGGGGUUUAGUGCCAUUGCACAAUGCUUGUUCGUAUGGUCACUAUGAAGUGACAGAACUACUUGUGAAAAAUGGAGCCAGUGUUAAUGCUAUGGAUUUAUGGCAGUUCACGCCACUACAUGAGGCUGCAAGCAAGAACAGAGUUGAAGUUUGUUCAUUGCUUUUGAGUCAUGGAGCAGAUCCUACUCUUGUCAAUUGUCAUUCCAAAAGUGCUCUUGAUGCUGCAGCAACUCCUGAUCUAGUGGACAAACUAACCAGAGAAUGGAGGGGUCAUACUACAUUAGAUGCUGCAAAGACUGCUGAUCUUGCCAGACUAAAGAAAGCCAUCACUACAGAUACAGUUACAUUUCAGCAUCCAUACACAUUGGACACUGCUCUGCAUUGUGCUGUCAGUUCACCAUACCCUAAACGUAAGGCAUGCACUGAACUGCUGAUCAAGAAGGGGGCAGAUGUGAAUGCUCAAAAUAAAGAAUUGCUGAGUCCAUUACAUUGUGCUGCUUCUAAAUCUCACUUGGAUGCAAUGGAAAUGCUGCUGAAGAAUGGGGCUAAGGUGAAUGCAGCUGAUGGUGUUGGGCAGACUGCUCUUCAUCGUGCAGCACAUGAAGGGCUGGUGCAAGUUUGUCGAGUGCUCUUGGCACAUGGAGCAGAUUCAGCAUGUGUUUCGUCUGAGGGAUACACUCCAAUGCAGCUGGCUACUGAGAGUGUUCAGAAGAUACUACAAGAUCCACCGGCAGACAUCGCAGAUGCUGACCAACAGCUACUAGAAUCAUCGAAGACAGGAGAUUUGGAGCUAGUGAAGAGAGCUUGCACUUUACAGAACGUUAAUUGUCGAGAUCUAGAUGGCCGUUUGUCAACUCCGUUGCACUUUGCAGCAGGUUACAACAGAGUGCCUGUGGUAGAAUAUCUUUUGCAGCAGGGAGCAAAUGUACAAGCUAAAGACAAAGGUGGUUUGGUUCCUCUUCAUAAUGCAUGCUCGUAUGGUCACUAUGAGGUGGCAGAACUGCUUGUCAAGCAUGGAGCUAAUGUGAAUGCUGCUGAUUUGUGGAAGUUCACCCCACUACAUGAGGCAGCGGCAAAGGGAAAAUUUGAGAUUUGCAAAUUGCUACUAAAGUAUGGCGCAGAUCCUCAGAAGAAGAAUCGUGAUGGUCACACUCCAUUGGAUCUAGUGAGAGAGGAUGAUACUGAUGUGAGAGAUUUACUAAGAGGAGAUGCUGCACUACUUGAAGCUGCAAAGAAAGGAGAUCUUGCCAGGGUGGCUAAACUGUUGACAGCAGACAAUGUAAAUUGUAGAGACCAAGCAGGAAGAAACUCAACACCUCUUCAUUUGGCUGCUGGUUACAAUCAGGUUGAAGUUGCUGAGUACUUGUUAGAACAUGGGGCAGAUGUGAAUGCUAAAGACAAGGGUGGACUCAUUGCUUUACACAAUGCUUCUUCAUAUGGGCAUGUAGAUAUUGCUGCAUUACUGAUCAAGCAUGGUGCUCUUGUGAAUGCAACUGAUCGCUGGAAUUUUACACCGCUUCAUGAAGCAUCACAAAAGGGAAGAACACAACUUUGUUCUCUGCUGAUUCUUCAUGGUGCUGAUGUCAACUUGAAAAAUCAGGAAGGGCAAACUGCUAAAGAUUUAGCAAUGGCUGAUGAUGUUCGUGCUUUGCUAUCUGCUGCUAGUCCAAACACUGCUUCUAUAACCAGUGUGACGAGCAAUGAAGCUGGAACAUUAGCUACUACUGCUGGUUUGAGCCCUGCUGGGGCUGCAUUACUUAGUGGAGGUGUGAAUGCUGAUGGGUGUUCAUUGGAGAAGCUUGUAGCAAGCAAAGAAGGAGGUGCCAAACUUUUUGAAUGCUCUAUCAGUUCAUUCUUGAAAGGUAUUGGACUUCCACAGUUGGUUGAGCUGUUUGAAAGUGAGCAGAUUACUAUGGAUGUGCUGAUUGACAUGGGGCAUGAUGAGCUGAAAGAUAUUGGAGUGCAUGCGUAUGGACACAGACACAAGAUAAUCAAAGGAGCGAAAGAGAAAUUGACAUUACUCAGUACAUCAGGUCGCGGUAGUCUUGGAGAUGGGACAAUACUUGUUGACUUGAGUCACGAAGAUUCAGACUAUUUGUCUGUGGCAGAUGAGAUGCAGGCUACAGUUCGUGAACAUAAAGACAAUGGAGCUGCUGGUGGUGUUUUUAAUUCAUACCAGAUCAUCAAGAUUCAAAGAGUAAUCAACAAGAAGUUGUGGGAGCGGUAUUGCUAUAGAAAACAAGAAGUUGGUGAUCAGAAUCAUGCACAUUAUAAUGAAAGAAUGCUAUUUCAUGGAUCACCAUUUAUCAAUGCAAUUGUACAGAAAGGAUUUGAUGAGCGGCAUGCAUACAUUGGAGGGAUGUUUGGUGCAGGGAUAUAUUUUGCUGAGAAUUCAUCCAAGAGUAACCAGUAUGUCUAUGGAAUCGGUGGUGGAACAGGAUGUCCAGAUCAUCGCGAUCGUUCAUGCUAUAUUUGCCAUAGACAGAUGCUAUUGUGUCGUGUUGCACUUGGAAAACCUUUCCUACAGUUUGCAGCUAUGAAAAUGGCACAUGCUCCUCCUGGUCACCAUGCAGUUAUUGGAAGGCCAAGUGUAGGAGGGCUGAAUUUUGCAGAGUAUGUUGUAUAUCGAGGAGAGCAGGCUUAUCCAGAAUAUUUGAUUGAAUAUAGGAUCAAGAAACCAGAACCAAAAUCGCCUUCUAUAGAUCAAGCCAAGUGACACUAUUUCAAUUCAUUUUUCUUACACUCGUGUGACAGUGGCAUGAUUACUUGAUUUUUCAAUGUGUGUAGACACGUAACUUGAUACAGCUGUAUAUACUAUAUAAUUGUUAUGAAACUAUUUCAUUCAAUGGUUAUAUAAUGUAUUUCGAUGGUCACGUGUUAUAG